AUGAUCCGCAAGGAGUGUUAUGUUAGUCCAGCAGUGAUGGAGGAAUUGAAGCGGAUAAUUGUGGAGAGUGAAAUCCUUUCCGAAGACGACGCCGCUUGGCCAGAUCCCGAUCGAGUUGGCAGACAGGAGCUGGAAAUUGUAUGUGGAGACGAACACAUUUCAUUCACAACAUCAAAAAUCGGAUCCCUUAUUGACAUAACUAAUAGCAAGGACCCUGAGGGAUUGCGGACUUUUUACUAUUUGGUGCAAGAUCUGAAGUGUCUGGUAUUCUCGUUAAUCGGCUUGCAUUUCAAGAUCAAACCGAUCUGA
Opisthorchis viverrini is the source of this 309-nucleotide messenger RNA. RefSeq lists its product as hypothetical. Gene Ontology annotation, biological process: RNA splicing. Bases 1 to 309 code for a protein of 102 amino acids. The record is from RefSeq and is a predicted model, not a curated record. Gene Ontology annotation, cellular component: catalytic step 2 spliceosome; nucleus; exon-exon junction complex. NCBI's taxonomy places the organism in Eukaryota, Metazoa, Platyhelminthes, Trematoda, Opisthorchiida, Opisthorchiidae. The transcript is spliced from 3 exons.